Molecule: messenger RNA, 1009 nt
Organism: Exserohilum turcica Et28A
Lineage: Eukaryota; Fungi; Ascomycota; Dothideomycetes; Pleosporales; Pleosporaceae
Exons: 2
Coding region: 88-963 (291 amino acids)
Source: RefSeq, a predicted model, not a curated record
GCCCGCGCGAAAUUUCCGUCGCCCCUCGCCUUCGCACAUCGUCAUAUACACUGCAAACACACGACGACCGCUAGACGCGCCGCAGCCAUGGAGGCCCUCCAAUCCGCCCUCCAGCCCCUGACGCAAAACCUGCCGCAGCCCAUUGCCGACAUUGGCAUCUCGCUCCUCGGCCCCACAUGCUACCAGACGCUCAUCUACAACGUGGACCUCAGCGCAACCGAAUGCGUCAAGCUGGCCAUUUCCAAGGGCCUGGGCAUUGGCAUCGUCGGCGCCUCUGCCAUUGUCAAGGUGCCGCAGCUGCUCAAGCUGCUCAACUCGCAGUCGGCAGAGGGCCUCUCGUUCCUCGCGUACCUGCUCGAGUCGGGCGCCUACCUCAUUGGCCUUGCCUACAAUGUGCGCCGCGGCUUUCCGUUUAGCACCUACGGCGAGACGGCCCUCAUUCUCGUCCAGAACAUUGCUAUUGCCAGUCUGGUCCUCAAGUACAGUGGCAAGGGUUUGGCCGUUGCCGGAUGGGUCGGCGGCUUGUUGGCGGCGGGCGCUGCGCUGUUCAACGACCAGCUCGUGAAUGAAGAGAGGCUGGCUGUGCUGCAGGCUGGCGCUGGUGUCUUGGGCGUCGCCAGCAAGGUGCCGCAGAUUUUGACCGUGUGGAGUCAGGGCGGGACUGGGCAAUUGAGUGCUUUUGCUGUCAUCAAUUACCUCCUUGGCUCCCUCUCUCGCAUCUUCACCACCCUCCAGGAAGUCGACGAUCCCCUCAUCCUGUACGGCUUCAUUGCGGGUUUCGCCCUCAACGCCAUCCUCUUCUGCCAGGUCAUGUACUACUGGAACGCGCCCGCCUCCAAGAAAACAGAGUCCAGGAAACUUGAAAAACCUAUCGCAGCUGGUAGCCCCAACAAGGAAACUGUGCGAUCCGUGUCUAGCGGGCGGGCGGCGGGAAAGAGCCCUAGCACGAGACGCAGGGGGUAAUGACAUAUAUCCUAAUAAGAUAUAUUGUUUCUAGUAAUUUCAAUCC